This is a messenger RNA of Dendrobium catenatum, 426 nucleotides long. RefSeq lists its product as uncharacterized. Bases 1 to 426 code for a protein of 141 amino acids. The record is from RefSeq and is a predicted model, not a curated record. NCBI's taxonomy places the organism in Eukaryota, Viridiplantae, Streptophyta, Magnoliopsida, Asparagales, Orchidaceae. The transcript has a single exon.
AUGAUCGGAUGCAAUGCUGUUUCGAAUCCAACCACUACCAAAUUUCCUACAGAAUUUUCGCAUGACCCCAUCCUUUCCGAUCCAACAAACUACAGAAGAAUAACUGGAUCUUUGCAAUAUCUGACACUAACCAGACCCGACAUUGCCUUCAGCAUUAAUCAACUUUCACAACAUAUGCACAACCUGUUACCUCAACACGUCUACCUCUUAAAACGACUACUCCGCUACAUUAAAGGUACCAUAGACUAUGACAUUCCUAUAAACAAAUCUGAUCUUGCUCUCAAUUCUUUUUCAGACGCCAAUUGGGCCGGUGAUCCGAACUCAAGAAAAUCCACCUUAGGAUACUGCUCGUUCCUCGGAAGCACGCUUAUUUCAUGGACCAUUAAAAAGCAACACACAUUUGCCAGAUCAUCCACUAAAUCUUAG